GGCCGGGCUGAGGCGCGGCCAGGCCCGCGGUGAGCGAUGUCCCUGGCGGAGCGGCGGCGGCGGCGGCAGCAGGAGGAGGAAGAGAAGCGGGAAGGGGAAGCAGGGGAUGGGGCCGGUGCCGGGGAAGAGGUGGUGCAGAUCCGGCUGGGGGACAAGUGCUACCCGGUGUGCAAGAGGAAGCUGAUCGAGCAGAGCGACUAUUUCCGAGCGCUCUACCGCUCGGGCAUGCGGGAGGCAGGGCAGGGCCAGGAGGAGCAGCUGCUGCGCGGGGGGCUGAGCGCCCUGGGGCUGGAGCUAGUGCUGGACUUCAUCAACACGUCCUGCCUGGCCAGGCUGGAGCAGGAGGAGGGCGGCGAGGAGGAGCCGCCGCUGCUGGAGGAGCUGGUGGAGGCCGCGUCCUACCUGCAGGUCACGCCCCUGCUGCGGCUGCUGCUGUCGCAGGUGCGGCUGGGCAACUGCUUCGAGCUGCACCGCCUGGCGCAGGUGUACGGCCUGCAGGACCUGCACGACGCCUGCCUGGACUUCAUGGCCGCCCACUACCACCAGGUGCUGCGCAGGCCCGACGCCCGCCCGCACCUCCUGCUGCCCCCGGCGCUGCAGCAGCAGCUGCGGGAGCGGCGCAUGAGGGGCACGGCCACCCUCGUGCUGCUCGGGGACUUCAUGGGCGCCUGCCCGCCGGGGCUGCCCGCCGGCUGUCACCCCGCGGGGGACGCGCCCUGGGCCAUGCUCAGGUACGACGAGGAGGCGCAGCGGUGGCUGCCGCUGGCCAACAACCUGCCCGCCGACCUGGUGAGCGUCCGCGGCUACGGCUCGGCCACGCUGGACAAUUACCUGUUCAUCGUCGGCGGCUACCGCAUCACCAGCCAGGAGAUCUCGGCCGCGCACUGCUACAACCCGUGCCUGAACGAGUGGAGCCAGCUGGCCUCGAUGAACCAGAAGAGGUCCAACUUCAAGCUCCUGGCUGUCAGUGGAAAGCUCUAUGCCAUCGGUGGCCAGUCCCUUUCCAACGUGGAAUGCUACAACCCGGAGAAUGACUGGUGGAAUUUUGUGGCAUCCAUGCCGAACCCUCUUGCAGAAUUCUCAGCUUGUGAAUGUAAGGGCAAGAUCUACGUUAUUGGAGGAUACACUGCACGAGGCAGGAACAUGAGCAUCCUGCAGUACUGUCCCACUUCUGAUUCCUGGACCAACUUGGAGCUGUGCGACGUGCACGUGCGCAAGCAGCAGAUGCUGUCUGUGGAGGAGACCAUCUACCUGGUGGGGGGCUGCAUCCUCGACCUCGGACCAAGCCACAGAUCCAGCCCCAGUGAGGACGUGCUGACCGUGCAGUCCUACAACAUUGCCACCAGAGAGUGGCUCUACCUCAAUGAGAACUCAUCCAAAUCCGGCCUUAACUUGACUUGCACGCUCCACAACGAUGGAGUCUAUAUCUUGAGUAGGAAUAUUACUCUGUCUUCCAGCUUGGAGCAGCGUCUGUUCCUGAAGUAUAACAUCUUCACGGACACUUGGGAGACCCUGGGGCGCUUCCCAGCCUUUGGACAGAACAUUCUGAUCUGUUCUAUGUAUUUGCCUGAUGGGCGAAAAGUGUAAGAGCACGAGGGUUUUCUUUUCAGUUCAUUACUGGUUCUUUGGUGAAAUAUUGCUGCCUCUGAAUGAUUCCAUUUUCAAAAUGUAAUCUGGUUGCAUAAUGCAGGCAUAAAAUACUGAUUCUGUUCUCUAAAAAGGUUUCAGAAUUCAGUAUGAAGAGAAAUGCUUCCAGAAACAGUUUUAAGAUGUGAAUUUGAAAAUUUUACUAGUUUGGAUUAAAAUUUCACCAGGUAUUGUUUGCAAUUUCAAUGUAAAAUUAUUGUGUUGGCAACUGAUACAGGAGUUCCAAAGGCAAAACUGAUCAGUCUGGUUUUAUUCUUAGUCUAAGCAGACAGUGUAGAACAAAACAUAUACAUUUUAAAAGUGGAAAUAAUUCAAUAAAGUAAUAAUUAGUAUAAUCAAAAUCACAA
Molecule: messenger RNA, 1994 nt
Organism: Serinus canaria (Common canary)
Lineage: Eukaryota; Metazoa; Chordata; Aves; Passeriformes; Fringillidae
Gene: KLHL42
Product: kelch like family member 42
Exons: 3
Coding region: 37-1587 (516 amino acids)
Molecular function (GO): protein binding
Source: RefSeq, a predicted model, not a curated record